AUGAAAUCAACCUAUGUCACGCUACUCUUUGCAGCAACCAGUUUUGCUCAAGAGUUACCCACGCUACCGAAGCCCAUUAGCCAGUCGACGGCCUUCAACUCUUCCUUUAAACUCUCUGAGAAACAAAUCGAGCUAGGUCAGCUCUGGCCAGAGCUAGCUGAAGACAUCGAGACUAUCAUUAACUUCGACCGCUCGCAACUCGCCUACGGCGGACCCGGCCAGGAUAGCUUCUAUAAGCUUGACAAGAAGAAAACUAUCAUCCCGAAAACUCCUGGUCAGGUUCUCAAGAUCGAACAUGUUACCAAUCCUGCGGCCUGGAAUAUUCCUGCCGGUACCUCCCUCUCGCGCUUCAUCUAUGCCUCGACUACCGCCAAUGGGACCUUAGUACCUGCCUCUGCUUAUGUCCUAUGGCCAUUCACGCCCAAGAAAUUGGAGCACUCAAAGAAACAAUCGAAGCAGGGCAAAGUUCCCGUCGCCCUCUGGUCACACGGCACCUCUGGCUACUAUGCCGACGCCUCCCCUUCCGCUCAUCGAUCUCUCUUUUACGGUAACAUCGUCCCGUUUACACUUGCUCAAGCCGGCUACGCUGUGGUCGCUGCUGAUUACACUGGCCUUGGCGUUCAAACAUCUUGGGAUGGGAGCCACGUCCCGCAUCAGUACCAGAACCGUUUGGCCAACGGUUUUGACAGCCUGUAUGCUCUUCGAGCCGCUCGCAGCGCAUUUUCUGGUCGGAUCACCGACGAGUACGUCAACAUCGGCCACAGCCAAGGUGGAGCCGCGGCCUGGGGCGUCUCAGAGAUCCUUGCUGAGAACUCUCGCAAGAUGUUCACAGACUUGGAAGACGGUUAUCUAGGAUCUAUCCUCUUUGCACCUGGAAUACACACGCUCUUCUCAGCUCCUCAAGCCCAAUGCGCCUGGAUUGGCAAGGACCUGGACUUGAUGUACCCCGACUUUGAGUUGUCAGACUGGCUUUCGCCGCUAGGUAUUGCGCGUACGGAGCUUCUUACCGAAAUUCAAGGCGGCCAGUACGUUUCUGAAGUCCUAUUCUUGGCAAAUGUUACUGAAAUGCUCAAUCCCGCAUGGAACGAGUCAUGGUACGCAACAACCUGGGAUAAAUACACAAGCCCUGGCAACCGGCCUUACAAGGCCCCAAUGGUCAUGUUCGUUGGAACCGCCGACUCCACUACGCCGUAUGAGACCAGGAUGUCAGUGUUCGAGUCGACCUGUGAGAAGCAUCACAGCGGACCCUUCGAAUUCGUCACCGUCACUGGUGCUCAACACUUCUCUUCCAUGGACGCUACCAGACAGCAGUGGCUUGACUGGAUCGAGGAUCGUUUUAACGGGAAGCCGCUUGACUCCGACGCGAAGUGUCCUAAGUCUACGCUCGACAGCUUCUUGCCUAUCGAGUCCUACCAGACCGUGAGUACGUCAUUCCCUCAAUGGGCAGGUGAGCCGGGAGAGUUUUAUGAGCUGGUUGCUGGUGGCUUUUAG
Messenger RNA from Trichoderma gamsii, 1491 nucleotides. RefSeq lists its product as hypothetical. NCBI's taxonomy places the organism in Eukaryota, Fungi, Ascomycota, Sordariomycetes, Hypocreales, Hypocreaceae. The record is from RefSeq and is a predicted model, not a curated record. Gene Ontology annotation, biological process: lipid catabolic process. The transcript has a single exon. Gene Ontology annotation, molecular function: triacylglycerol lipase activity. The coding region runs from base 1 to 1491 and encodes 496 amino acids.